Molecule: messenger RNA, 642 nt
Organism: Echinostoma caproni
Lineage: Eukaryota; Metazoa; Platyhelminthes; Trematoda; Plagiorchiida; Echinostomatidae
Source: the annotation of a GenBank genome assembly
GUUCAUCUGACCAAUAUUGCUGUGCAAAAAACUGCUCCGGAUUACGAUGCGGAACGGGGCUGUAAAUGGUCCGUCUGUCGCCUUCGUCGAUUCUUGCAAGCCAAAUAUGGCUAUGAAAAGGUGGCAGAAUUGUUUCAUCAAAUCGAUGUCAUUUUCAUCGUUAGUCUUUUGAGUGUGCAAAAGAUUAUCAUCAACGACAAGCAUUGUUUCGAACUGUACGGCUAUGAUAUUCUCCUGGAUUGUGAUCUAAAACCGUGGUUGUUGGAAAUCAAUGCAUCACCUUCGCUGACUGCCAGUUCGAAGGAGGACUACAUAUUGAAGUGCAAUCUUCUAGACGAUAUGCUGGAUAUUGUCGAUUUGGAGGGUCGAUUAACUGGGGACGAGCGACGCGUCGGUGAUUUCGACCUCGUAUGGGACGAUGGGCCAGUUUCGCCCCCGAACAAUACAACGGAAGGUUGGUUAUCCGAGGCGUUGGUUGCUCUACGCGGUCACAGUGUGUCUGGAGACGCGGGGGGCACAUCCGGAUCAGCAGCCGCGGGCUCCAGUGGCACGUUCACUCUCACCCCGAAUGGGUUGCCUCGUUUGAACUCCUAUCUGGGCUGUUUGGCGCGUCAGUCGGAUUGCCCGAAAACAAGAUCUUGA